Messenger RNA from Stegodyphus dumicola, 912 nucleotides. RefSeq lists its product as uncharacterized. The record is from RefSeq and is a predicted model, not a curated record. Lineage: Eukaryota; Metazoa; Arthropoda; Arachnida; Araneae; Eresidae.
AUGGUGGAAUCGUGUCUCACAGAGGAUGUUUUAAAGGCGUGGCAAAGGAGUUCGCUCUUUAACCAGCCUGAAGGAACUGAUCUUUCUCGCCUUACCAACUUAAUGAAAUUUUUAAAGUCUGAAGUGGAGGGUGAGGAGAGAUUAAAAUUGGCGCGUAAUGGACUCGAUGGUGUUAGUCGUAAAGAAGGAUAUCAUGAUAAAGCAAAGAGGGAAACAAAAGUGACAUCCGUAAGUACCGAAUGCUUCAUUCAAGCGUUUCGUCGGUUCAUAGCCAGAAGAGGUCGGCCAUCUACAGUUUAUUCAGACAACGGCACAAAUUUCGUCGGUACAUCUGCAUUGCUGAAAAAGGUUGACUGGGUAAAGGUAAUUGCUCAGGAAACUUUGCAUCCCAUCACUUGGAAGUUCAUUCCGCCCACUGCUGCUUGGUGGGGCGGAUGGUGGGAGCGUCUAAUCCGCACAGCCAAGAAUUUGAUUGUGAGAGUCUUAGGACAAGCUGCAGUCAAUUACGAAGAGUUACUCACCGUCAUCUGUGAUGUGGAAGCCGACAUUAAGGUUUCAGGUACAGCAGAUUUGGAUGCUUUAGAUCGAAAUAAACUCUUGGCUCGUCAGCGUUUCUGCCAGGAACUUCGAGAACAAUUUCGUAGCCGUUUCCGCAAGGAGUACCUUGGACAGUUAGUACAAAAGCAUGGACAGACGGACUGUGAAUUAAAAGUUGGAGACAUCGUGCUAAUAGGUUGUGAGAACCUUAAAAGAGUGAACUGGCCAAUUGCUCGUGUCCAAGAACUUUGUACAAGCAGAGAUGGACGUGUAAGAGUUGUAAAAGUGAAAACUAGAAAUGGCAUACUGAUUCGUCCUGUACGUAAACUGUACCCUCUAGAAGUGUGUUCCUGUACUAAGGAUACCAUUAUUUGA